Messenger RNA from Schistocerca gregaria, 1719 nucleotides. Its product is annotated as PDF receptor-like. Gene Ontology annotation, molecular function: G protein-coupled peptide receptor activity. The record is from RefSeq and is a predicted model, not a curated record. Lineage: Eukaryota; Metazoa; Arthropoda; Insecta; Orthoptera; Acrididae. The coding region runs from base 1 to 1719 and encodes 572 amino acids. The transcript has 15 exons. Gene Ontology annotation, biological process: adenylate cyclase-modulating G protein-coupled receptor signaling pathway; cell surface receptor signaling pathway. Gene Ontology annotation, cellular component: plasma membrane.
AUGGUAGUGCAUAGUCAUAUGAGCUACGCUGCAAUCGUAGAACACAGGUGUGCAAAUGAGUGUACCUUAAUGGGAGCAUAUGCACCAACAAAUGACGCUGAUAUUAAAAUAAAAGAUGAGUUUUAUGAGGAACUGGCAACUCUCCUGGGAAAGAUAAGGCCUCAAAAGGAAAGAGACAGGUAUAGAGGCGGAUUGUAUCUACGUGUUAUGUUCCCAGGCGGCCUGUACUGCAACUGGACGUGGGACCUGGUCCUGUGCUGGCCCCCCACCAGGGCGGGCACCACGGCCGAGCAGCGCUGUCCCAGCUUCAACGGGCUCGACCAGACCAAGUUCGCCGUGCGGCGGUGCUCGCUGGAAGGGCGGUGGGAGGGCCGCGACCCUUCGUCCCCUCAGGGCUGGACCAACUACACGCCCUGUUACCUGCCGGAGACCCUGCAGCUCAUGCGGAGGCUCUACGCCGGCUCUGAGGCUGCUGCCAAGGUGAAACUGGAGAUUGCGGAGCGGACGCGGACGCUGGAGAUCGUCGGCUUCAGCGUCUCUCUCGCGGCUCUCCUCCUCUCCCUCGCCAUCUUUUGUCGUUUCAGGGGCCUGCGCAACAACCGGACGCGCAUCCACCGGAACCUGUUCGUGGCGAUGGUCGUGCAGGUGGUGAUCCGGCUGACGCUGUACGCCGACCAGGCGGUGGUGCGCGGCGGGGCCGUCGCCGACCCCGGCAUCGACAACACGCCAGUGCUGUGCGAGGCGUCGUACGUGCUUCUGGAGUACGCCCGCACGUCCAUGUUCAUGUGGAUGUUCGUCGAGGGGCUCUACCUGCACAACGCCGUCACAGUUACGAUGUUCCAAGAGGGCUCGUACCUCCUCGUGUACUCGCUGCUGGGCUGGGGCGUCCCUGUGUUAAUGACUGCUGCCUGGGCUGUGACCACAGCCAUCAAGUACGGUGGCUCCAACAGGUGCUGGUGGGGCUACAACCUCACGCCAUACUUCUGGAUACUCGAGGGACCUCGCCUUGGUGUUAUAGUGUUGAAUUUCUUGUUCCUGCUAAACAUCAUACGUGUCCUGGUGGUCAAACUGCGCCAAAGUCGCACAAGUGAGAUCCAGCAGCUCAGGAAGGCGGUGCGGGCGGCGGUGGUGCUGCUGCCGCUGCUGGGGAUCACCAACCUGGUCAACAUGGCGGACGCCCCGCUGGACAGGACCGCCUGGGAGUUCGCGCUCUGGUCCUACGCCACGCACUUCCUCGUCUCCUUCCAGGGCUUCUUCAUAGCCUGCCUCUACUGCUUCUUCAACGGCGAGGUGAGGCUGGCGAUCCUAAAGAGCCUGUGGGUGUACCUGUCGCUGCGCCAGCACCAGCUGGCCACGGCCACGCCGGGCCGCCGCAUGUCCGUCUUCUCGGGCGUCUACGUGACGGCAGAGCUGCGCCAGCCGCUUCCCGCCGCCUGUAGCCCUCUGGGAGCGGCUGCUGCCGGCCCCGGCCCCAGGAGGCAAGGCAGGAGGAGGAAGACGGGCGAGCAGGACGCGGGCGAUGUGGAGGAGUGCGAGGAGGAGCAGAGCUCGGUGGGCGGCAUGAGGGUGAGCGCCAGCCCUGCCGGCGGCGACGACUCCGACGUCGACGCCGUGGAGGCGGCGGGCAGCGAGCUGGAGGCGCGCGACCAGCGCCUCUCGCACGGCUCCGUGGUGCCCCGCCUGCCCCCGGCCUGCUGUGAAGUAUGCAGUGGUUAUUAG